This is a messenger RNA of Lactuca sativa (garden lettuce), 591 nucleotides long. NCBI's taxonomy places the organism in Eukaryota, Viridiplantae, Streptophyta, Magnoliopsida, Asterales, Asteraceae. The record is from RefSeq and is a predicted model, not a curated record.
AUGUCUUCACGAAGAUCUGGGAGGUUCACUAGGGUCACUCCGGAGGAAGAGCGCAUCCCAAUUGGAGCUUAUGUUAGAGCACCAGGAGAUGUUCCAGAAACCCCACUGAACCCGAACGCUAGUCGUGGAUGGGACCAAGGAAGAGGUAGGGGUAGAGGAAGAGCCCGAGGUGCUGUUACAGCACCGAUACCUGUACAAUCGGCCCAUGGUAGCUCUGGAUCCCACCGCGAUCGCGGUCGAGGUCGAGGUCGUGGAAGGGGUCGUGCGGCAAACACGAUCACUAGAGAGGAGUUGGCUGAUGAGAUUGCUCGAGCAAUUCGAGACACCUUACCAGAUGUAGUUUGCUCAGGCACGAGAAGCAAUAAUGGGCAUCAUGGCAACCACGAUCAGCGGGGUUGUAGUUACAAGACGUUCAUGAACUGCAAGCCACCCAUUUUUAACGGAGAAAUUGAUCCCGUUUUGUCAUCAACAUGGAUCAUGGAGAUUGAGGGAACAUUCGAUGGAGAGGAAACAGGUUGGUGGUAUUUGAGUGGUGGAGGUUAUGGGGGAAAUGGAAAUAGAAAUGGAUAUCGGUGGAGAGGAAACCGGUGA